AUGUUAGACAAGAAUCAUGUAGAUCCAAGUGCUCCUACCUAUCAUUUUCAAAAACGGAUUCGUCAAUUGAUCGAAGAACAAAAACUUCCGAAUCCGAAUCCUGUUGACGAUAAUAAUAUUAUUCUGCAUAUACCGCCGCCCAUACUAUAUCCACGUCAACAAUUAAAACGACUAUUAGAAAUAGCAGUAUGUAAUAUUCCAUUUCGGUUCCUUAAUAAAACAUAUUUACAAAUUGAAGGAGUAGCAAUGGGUUCCCCACUUGGUCCUAUAUUAGCAGACUUAUUUAUGACAAAGCUUGAACAAAACCUUAGCAGAUUUUCAACAAAUAAACCUUAA
This is a messenger RNA of Didymodactylos carnosus, 336 nucleotides long. The record is from the annotation of a GenBank genome assembly. NCBI's taxonomy places the organism in Eukaryota, Metazoa, Rotifera, Eurotatoria, Philodinida, Philodinidae.